Messenger RNA from Exserohilum turcica Et28A, 2518 nucleotides. RefSeq lists its product as uncharacterized. Gene Ontology annotation, molecular function: guanyl-nucleotide exchange factor activity; small GTPase binding; ubiquitin binding. The transcript has 2 exons. Gene Ontology annotation, biological process: vesicle-mediated transport. The coding region runs from base 97 to 2496 and encodes 799 amino acids. NCBI's taxonomy places the organism in Eukaryota, Fungi, Ascomycota, Dothideomycetes, Pleosporales, Pleosporaceae. Gene Ontology annotation, cellular component: cytosol; endocytic vesicle. The record is from RefSeq and is a predicted model, not a curated record.
CCGCGCUGCUCGAGCUGUCUGAAGCUCUCCUGAAUGUCCGUGGCAGCUUGAUCGGGCCCCCAGCAUCCCCUCACGUUCCCCCAGCGCAGCCGGUCUAUGUCUCUCCCGAACGCUCCUCCGCAACCCGAUGCAGUCCAAGCCACAGCCAGCGACGAGAAGCUAGACAAGGGCGACGAGCCGCACCAUGUCGCCGCCCCAGCACACGACCAAGAGCCCCAGAGCGCGCAGUCUUGUGCACGCCACCAAGAAGCACCGGCCCAGGCGGCCACGGCGGGCGGGGCGGGGCAGCAUGUCGAGCCCAAGGGGGACGCGAUAGAGGGCCAUGAUGCAUCCUCCAAAGAGCCAGCGACGACCACACACGACGCGCCCUCGGAAGCCACGCAGCUGUCCUCUGCCGAGCUGGUCGAACAGCUGGUGGCCAAGACGGAGCAGCUGGCAACAGACCGCCCGGCAACGACACCACCACCCCACGAGCCCAGCGAGAAAGCUGCAGGCAAGGCGGCCCUACGAUCACCGUCGCCCCCGCCCCCGCCCCCAAAAGACGACAAGUAUCUUUCAACAAGCAACGUGCCCAGCCGCGCCACGUCGCCCAUGUCCCAGGCACGUUCAAGUGGGGGCAACUCCGAGGACGCGGCGGCUGACGAGUAUGGCACAAGCAACGACGGCACGGGCGAUGCCGCAGACAACUCCCAGCCCGAGAUCCAGAGCAUCAUGGACCAGUUCCAGGGCAAUGCCGCGCCGGGGGAAGACGAGAUCAUGUCGCCGCGCCUAGAGAUUGCCAAUCCUCUCCUCGACUCCCCCGCGAUCCCGUUCCCUCCACGCCGCUCAAGCCUCGCUCCUCCCGACAAACCCCUUCCUAUACCGACCGACGAUGCAGCCUCGCCAGAGUCUGUCCAGUCGCCGCCGCCCCGAACCUCAUCAUUGUACCGCGUUGGUACCGGCACAUCUUUUCAAGAACCAUCAUCCUCUAGUGCACAUGCUUCCCAAUACAAGCCAGCCCGGCCGGCGCCAGAACCAGAACCAGACCUACCGUUUGACUUUCACAGAUUCCUUGAGCAACUGCGCCACCGGACAGCGGACCCAGUCGCCAAGUUCCUGCGCUCGUUCCUUCUCGAAUUUGGGAAGAAGCAGUGGAUGGUGCAUGAGCAGGUCAAGAUCAUCGGCGACUUUUUGGAAUUUAUAGCCAAGAAGAUGGCUCAGUGCGAGGUAUGGCGGACUGUAUCAGACGCCGAGUUUGACAACGCUAGAGAAGGCAUGGAGAAACUGGUCAUGAACCGGCUUUACAACCAGACUUUCUCGCCAGCGAUUCCACCGCCAGAGCCAUCCUCGCCACGCAAAGGCCGCAGAAGACCCGAGCAUAUAGGGCCAGGACGGAGAGGCCAGCAUCAGGAGGACGUAGAGCGCGACGAGGUCCUCGCGCAGAAAGUUCGUAUCUACAAGUGGGUCAGGGAAGAGCAUUUGGACAUCAAACCUGUAGGCGAAAAGGGGAAGAAGUUUCUGAACCUCGCCCAACAAGAGCUACUGAAGAUCAAAAGCUACCGGGCGCCCAGAGACAAGAUCAUCUGCAUUCUGAACUGCUGCAAAGUUAUUUUUGGCUAUCUACGGACAUCGAAUUCAGACCAGUCGGCCGAUGCCUUUGUACCGCUCCUCAUCUACACCGUACUACAAGCGAACCCAGAACAUCUCGUUUCCAAUGUACAGUAUAUUCUCCGGUUCCGCAACCAGGAGAAGCUUGGUGGUGAGGCAGGCUACUACAUCUCGUCGCUUAUGGGUGCUGUACAGUUUAUUGAAGGCUUGGACAAGACUUCACUAACGAUAAGCGACGAAGAGUUUGAAAAGAAUGUCGAAGCAGCCGUAUCGGCCAUUGCAGAGCGCCAUGCAGCUCAGGAGGUCGACCCGUCCUCUUCUCAGCUACGCCCUAACACCUCCAGUCACAAGCGUGUGCCCUCACCACACUACCACCACAUACCCGAGAAGACGACACCGCUACGGCCAGAGCUCACCCAGAGGAAUUCAAUGGAGGCCGAAACCGCCGGUCCACAUCGCUCCACAAGCGUCAAGAACAAUCCAGAAGCAGAACAACCUGAAGAAGAGAAUGCAGCCGUCGCAGGCUUGCUCCGCACUAUACAACGGCCCCUGAGCACCAUCGGUCGCAUCUUCUCCGACACAGACACCAACCAGUCAUCUGGCCAAGCGUCUCCAGCAAAACCGCAAACACCUACCCGUGCAAAGACCGAGCAAUCAGAGUCCCAGCAGGAGUACCACGAGGAUCGGCAGCGCCAGAAGUUGGCGGCCGAAGAUGCAGCCGUGCGACAGGCCUCUGCCGAGGCGGAGGAAAUACGAAAGAUCCAGCGCCAGGAACACAAGGUUGUUGUCGAGACACUGACGGGCAUGUUUCCGCAGCUGGACAAGGAUGUCAUUGAUGAUGUGGUGCGGCAGAAGGAAGGACGAGUCGGUCUCGCGGUUGAUGCAUGUUUAGCGCUAGCGAAUCCUUGAUACAAGCCCGGAAUUAUAAAUU